AUGCUUGAUGUGUCCCGCGCUCAGCUGACGGAGUCAUCCGAAGUUUACCGAGUUCAUUGGCUCCGGGCAAAGGCACUACGGGAUCGAUGGAAGGAAGAAAUGAUGUUGGUCCAAUUGGAGAUGGAUUGGACAUGUAACUUUUUCUUGUGGAAAGCAACCCAAUGGGGUGACAGGAUGCGGAAUCAUUGGUGA
Molecule: messenger RNA, 192 nt
Organism: Suillus subalutaceus
Lineage: Eukaryota; Fungi; Basidiomycota; Agaricomycetes; Boletales; Suillaceae
Exons: 1
Coding region: 1-192 (63 amino acids)
Source: RefSeq, a predicted model, not a curated record